AUGUCGGAGACGGAUCGCGUUCCCGACAACCGAAUCCUGGAGUACAUCCAGGAUUUGACCUCGGCGAAGAAGGGUCUUCCUUACGGCCAACCCGUGGCCGUCCUCGUCUCCCAAACCGUCACAGACUCCGCAACCCUCUUGAAAUUAACGGCAGAGGUUGGCCCUCACAUUGCAGUGCUUCAGGUCCAAGCAGAUAUAAUCGAUGACUGGUCAGACGAUACCAUUGAUCAGUUGACAUACUAUGCCAAGAAACAUGGUUUUAUCUUGUGGGAAGGGAGCCGAGUCUUGAAUUGUACUGUCAAUUUCAUGGGCCGAGGGAGCGCCAACUUCCAAACACGAAAGGUCCUGGCCGAUCUGGUUAGGCGGAAAUAUACACAUGGAACUGCAAAGGUGGCGCAAUGGUCGAAUCUAGCGACCUCGUGGGCACCGGGUGUACCAUUGCACGAACAGGAGAAGGAUCUGUUGAUUCCAACGCUUCGCAAGGCCGCCCGUGAAGCUGUUGCAACGACUGUGAAAACCAUCGAAACCGAAAUCUCUGCUACCAAUGGCGAGGAAUAUCACGACGAAGUAGAGGCGCCAAUAUCCCCACCCAGCACCAACGGUUGGGUCGAAUUCAGCUUGGAGAAUUUUGGAUCUGCCCUACGAAAAUCAUCAACCAUCUCUGUCACAGAAUCAGUCACCCUGCAGCCCCAUGUGGAGCCAGACGAAGGUGUGCCAGUCGCACCACUACUAUCGCGAGGCUUGGCUCUAUGCUUGCCAAGCGCUAUCGAUUCCGCAUUCACAUCCGAAUUCCGAAAGGGCACAAUAAUGGCAGCAUGUGCAAAUCAUGAUUUCGUCGUUGGCCUUCUCACGAGCGAGCCAUUCUUCACAAGCUAUACUGGGGACUAUCUGUUCGACCUGGCCUUCCAAGAUAGCCAUGGAACACCGCAACUAGGCCGCGACAUACUCGAGGCCAUACCAUAUCUCGAAAAUAAGCAUUCAUUUGCGUUAUUUUCUCUUGUCCCGGCAGAACUCAUUCACAACUAUGAAUCAGAUCCCAUUCGCAGCAUGAAUGGAGACUCGCCAGAAGAGGACCAGCCUGAAAGUGUUGUCAAAUUGCAUUACAUGGUUGAUCAAGCAUUGAAAAUGCGAGAAGCCAACCGCAAGGAGCACCUUGGCAGCCAUCAAGAAAACUCAUCGAUACCCGCUGGCCCUGGCAUCUUCCAUGUGCCUGUUGUCAUACUCCCCUGA
Molecule: messenger RNA, 1230 nt
Organism: Penicillium cataractarum
Lineage: Eukaryota; Fungi; Ascomycota; Eurotiomycetes; Eurotiales; Aspergillaceae
Exons: 1
Coding region: 1-1230 (409 amino acids)
Biological process (GO): pyrimidine nucleobase biosynthetic process; UMP biosynthetic process
Molecular function (GO): orotate phosphoribosyltransferase activity
Source: RefSeq, a predicted model, not a curated record